ACUGAUUGUAGAACCUAAGGUAAAAGUGCUAGAAAAGGCAUGCUGUGGGUGAACCGUAGGUGGAGCACGGGUGGAGCGAAGCUGCACGAAGUUCGCGAAUAAUUUGUAUAAAUCGUAUCGGAAAAAAAUUAGAUAAUUGCGGAAUCGUUAUAAAAGUUUGUAAUCGCAAGUAAAAAAAUUGUCAGUUUAUUAGUUUAUUUAUAAAAAAUCAAAAACUUUUUACGCCGCGAGAAAGUAGAAAAAUACGUUUUUCUUGUAAGAUAUUGAUCUGAGAACAUUGAAACCACUGCGAAUCGUUUGUAAAUUAAUUACCGAUUCUGUAAAUAUUGCCUUUAUUGCGUUAUUCGCUAUAGAUACUGAUUAAUAAAUUAAUUAUUUUUUCGUCAACUAUGCUACACCAAUUCGGGCGGUUCGUGUACCAUAUUCCGUUCGAUGAUUCGAAUCAGCUGUUCCUAUAUCGUUACGCACGUGUACUGCAGUGACUAUAUAAUAUACGACAACAACGAUAAGUCGGUUUGUGCAAGUGCAUCGCGGAUUCAGAAGUGUGUACAGUGCAGCGAUGGUCUCCUGGUGCAACGGCCUCUUCAGGGAUAAUCUUCAAUAACACCAAUCAGUCUACGUGCCAUUAGAUCAUACUUGGAUAGAAGAGCUUACCGUUGUAGCUACUACUGUUAUAACUACAGGAACUUCGUGCAGCUGAGCGCCACCGCUCCAGUCAGUCCCGCUCUGACCACUCGACCGAACACACAUCUGGAGAGACGCAAGAGAGCAGCCAAUAAAGAACUCAACCACAACUCCUGCCUUUUCUCUGUUCACCCCGACCACGUCAUCCCGACAUUGGUGACCCCGACUGCAACAUCACCAGGAGCAGCGAAUGACGCAGCUCCACGGCUCUCCAGCAGCGGACAACGACGCCUCUCAGCGCGUCUCGGCGGACAGCAACGGGUCGACGCGACCACCGCCAUCUUUCCUUUGUGUUCGUGCUGGCACGCCGGCGAACACAAAGACAUCACCAUCGCCACACAUCUUCCUCACAUCCUCCCCACGAGGAAAUGUGAGACGAUUCGAGAAGGAAAAGUUCUCCUUUCUCGUGACUUUCCAAACGCGUGCAGGCACGCCGGCGCGUUUUGGAAAAAGCAACGCUUUGUUGCGCAACGUGGAAGCCCUCGCCGCGGGAUUUUGGACUUUUGCGCGAAGCCAACGCCACCGGCGCCUUAUUGCAUCAUUCGCAGCAAUCAUCAAGCCUCAAAAAAAGGAUUUAGCGUGAAGCAACCGACACCGGCGCGUUUCAUCAGAACCACAUCGGUCAGUUCCGCACUUAUUACCGAUGAGUAAGGUGCGGCGGAAUGCCGCUAGCCUAAACAUCUUGGCGGAGUGUAGAAGGAAUUGUAAGAAUGAAACAGAAGAGUCAAAGAUAGCGAAAUGUAAACAGCGAUAAGGGUAGAGACAAAGGCCUUAUUGAAAGCUUGACGCGUCUCAUAAGGGAGAACAAGAGCGGACCUCAGUCCGGGUCCGACCGCGUUGGCGAUCGCAAGAUUCGCGUUUCAUCGUUGAUGAUCGUUGGCCAUUGUCACUUUUUUUGUUGUUGCAAGAGUGCUUCUACUUUAGUCUCUUGAAACAAACUAGUCAACUAUGAUGAGAGAAAUCAGCUGAAUACACGUCCAGAUUCGUCGGCUGUAUGCAAGGGCGAAACCCAGGUACUGCAUUGCGUCGAGUUCGACAGAAACGGAAAAGGGACCGAAAAAGAUACGUCGCUGAACCUCCAAUUCACAAAGAACAAGACUGAAUGGUUAGCGAAUCACAUCUUUCCGCGUAAAAAAUAAGGAUGGCGGUUGCAGCUGCUGCGGCGUCGACAAAGGACGUCGAACAUUUGGACAUUUGGGUGUUCGAACGCGUUUUCUACGAGAAUCAUCCCGGCUGGAAGCGUUUCGACGAUUGCGCGGGUCACCUGGCAAACUACGCCAUAGUCGAAGAUGAUUUGGAGAGUCUGCGCGACGCGACUUUGCCGAAGGAUAUCGAGGGUCUGUGUAUCGAUUUAUCCUGCUAUACGUAUCGCAAAGAAGACAACGAUCCGAAAGUGGAGAAUUUCGAAAAAUUGAAGUUUCUAAACGUAUUGGAAGCCAGCUUGAUAAGCCUCGAUUGCAUCCGCGGACUUCCGGAGUUGCGAGUGCUCGUCUGCAACGGCUUCGCGCUUCAGGCUCUCUCGAGGCUUCGCGACGACGAGCUCGCGACUAGCAUCGCCUCCUUGCCAAAACUACGCUGUAUCGUCACUUACGAUUACGAGCUCUUCCCCGACUCGCUCUUGCUCCCUCACGUUUUUCCGGUGUCUUUGCGCAGCCUAGCCUUGAUGAGAGCGUGCAAUUACGACUACUCGUUUCUCCUGCACUUGCCGAAUUUGGAAAAUUUGCACUUGGAUCUGAGCAACUGCGAGAAUCACAACGUCCUCGACACGCUGCGUCGAUUACCGUACAAUAGUAAGUUGCUGCGUUUCGGCACGAUCGAUCAAGAAUUACUGCGAAACGUUCAAGCCGACAAGUUGUACUCCACCGCUCAAAACCUGCUCGACGGCUGGCCCAACCUUCGACAAUUGAGCGUCGACUUGCCCGGUUUCGGCGUCACGAAACAAAAGGCCCUGCGUUUUCCGAGGACUAUUCAAGUGCUUAAGUUAACAAACUGUGGUCCUUUUAAGCUCAAGGCUCUGCUACUAGAUUACAAGCAGCUCAAAUUUCUAGCGGUUUUCACCGAUCGCGUCAACUCGAAGGACCUUAAGAUUCUUCGCCACUGCUAUCGCACGAAAACAAUGUUCAUGGGCAACUUUAAGGUCUAUUUACGCGAAAAGUUCUCUACAACAAGCAAGUAUCACUUUAUACUGAGCAAAAGUAGUACGGAAGACGGUAGUACAUCGUAUUUUAAUUACGUUUACGAAAAUUUCUAUAAUUGAAAAAAUUCAAGUUUGAAACAUCGAAAAAAGAAUGGAGAAAUUUGUGGAAAUAUAAAUAGAUUUUAAUUCAUAAUUUACUAAUAUAUUUUUGAAAUGCAUCGAAACAUAUUUUGUUGUACCUUUAUAGUAAUAUUGAUUAGAAUUUUAAUAUUUAAAACAACAAUUGACUUGAUUGUUAAUUUUACGUAUUGUGAGAAGAGCGUUUAAGAGAAUACAAAAUAAACCAGUUAAUUAAUAUAAAUAAUAAUUAAUAGCAAUAAGAGCCUUA
Molecule: messenger RNA, 3209 nt
Organism: Nasonia vitripennis (jewel wasp)
Lineage: Eukaryota; Metazoa; Arthropoda; Insecta; Hymenoptera; Pteromalidae
Exons: 4
Coding region: 1826-2941 (371 amino acids)
Source: RefSeq, a predicted model, not a curated record